Messenger RNA from Episyrphus balteatus (marmalade hoverfly), 765 nucleotides. RefSeq lists its product as uncharacterized. Lineage: Eukaryota; Metazoa; Arthropoda; Insecta; Diptera; Syrphidae. The record is from RefSeq and is a predicted model, not a curated record. The coding region runs from base 1 to 765 and encodes 254 amino acids. The transcript has a single exon.
AUGCCUGACAACGUAGACAAGGUCCAAGAAGAGGUUAUUGGCAGAGUUUCCAUCAAAGUUCCACCAUUUUGGAAGCGGAGCCCUGACCUGUGGCUCCUCCAGCUUGAAGCCCAGUUCCACACCAGUGCAAUCACAUCUGAUGUCACAAAGUAUUUCAAUCUUUUUGGAAACCUUGAAGCAGAUGUCCUCACCGAAGUUCGAGAUGUAGUCACCAGCCCUCCUGCUACAGAAAAAUACAAUGGUCUGAAGACUCGACUUCUAGCAGCGUUUCAAGAAUCUGAGCAGAAAAGACUCCAGACCCUUCUCAGUGGCAUUACUCUCGAUGGAAGACGACCAACUCAGCUGCUUUCUAAGAUGAGAGAGCUUGCGUCAUCCACUAUUUCUGAAGACAUCCUCAGAACCUUAUGGAUGAAGCAGCUCCCUAACACCACCCAGUCCAUCCUGUCGUGUAGUGCCAACCAAGAACUCAAGACUUUGGCAGAAAUCGCAGAUAAAAUUUCUGACGUUUAUUCCAAUUCAGAUGUUGCUUCUGUCUCAAAGCCUUCCAGCAUUUCUGAAAUUUCUGAGUUAAAAAAUCAGAUUGCUUCUCUUCAAAAGGAUAUUGAGCAACUUAAAGUAUCCAGAAGCCGAAGCUCUUCACGUUCCAAAAAUUUUAUCCGGAAUAAAUCGAAGUCAAGAAAUCAAAAAAUGUGCUACUACCACCGUCGAUUUGGCAAACAAGCAAGAAAGUGCCAAGAACCUUGCCAGUUUCAGACGGGAAACUAA